Messenger RNA from Rotaria sordida, 546 nucleotides. The record is from the annotation of a GenBank genome assembly. Lineage: Eukaryota; Metazoa; Rotifera; Eurotatoria; Philodinida; Philodinidae.
AUGGAUUGUGGAGGCUCAUUCUGUGCACCCUGUGAAGAUGGCCUGAGCUGCAACACUAAUGCUGAUUGUUUAAGUGGCCUCUGCCCAAAUGGUGUAUGUGUUGCUCCAACAUGUACAGAUAAUACUAAAAAUGGAGACGAAUCUGAUAUCGAUUGUGGAGGUGUAUGCCCACGCUGUGAAGAUGGUCUGAGCUGCAACACUAAUGCAGAUUGUGUAAGUGACAUAUGCACAGGUGUUCUAUGUGCUGCUCCAACAUGUACAGAUAAGACUAAAAAUGGAGACGAAUCUGAUAUCGAUUGUGGAGUUGUAUGCCCACGCUGUGGAGAUGGUCUGAGCUGCAACACUAAUGCUGAUUGUUUAAGUGGUCUCUGCACAAAUGGUGCAUGUGUUGCUCCAACAUGUACUGAUAAUGUUAAAAAUGGAGACGAAUCUGAUAUCGAUUGUGGAGGCCCAUUCUGUGCACGCUGUGGAGAUGGCCUGAGCUGCAACACUAAUGCUGAUUGUUUAAGUGGUCUCUGCCCAAAUGGUGUAUGUGUUGGUAUAUAG